Messenger RNA from Sphaeroforma arctica JP610, 528 nucleotides. RefSeq lists its product as hypothetical. The annotation marks the transcript as partial. The transcript has a single exon. The record is from RefSeq and is a predicted model, not a curated record. NCBI's taxonomy places the organism in Eukaryota, Ichthyosporea, Ichthyophonida.
ACGCUCCUCAAAGUUCGGUACGAGAAAUUUGCCGAAGCCGAACGUACAGUUCCGGAGGUACCUACUACUGCCACCGCAAGCCCUGCGAGGGCUGACACAGCUUCUGUCCUAGCGCCCACCGUGGCAUCAGAAACCCCAGCGCUGGAGCCAAUACAAACACAGCCCACAACAACAUAUACAGACACAGCAGCCACCCGUGGGAUGGCCACAGACGAGGCAGAACACACCCGCACACCCGCACAGGGGAGUGGCGACAACACUCACCCACCCGCACCCGCGCAAAGCAACCCGGCAACCAGCACCUCAACUGCACCCACCACAGACCAAUACACACCCAUGGAUAUGGACGACCACAGAGGCAGCUGCAGUAGAGGACAAGCCACGGGCCAAGCACAGGCACUGGCGCCAGUGGGUCUAACGGACCAGACACCCACAGCCAGGCCAAGCACUGGGCGAGAGUCGCGAGAGGUCGCUGAGAACACGUCCACCGGCUUUGACUGGGCUGAUGAGCGCCAACGGCAACGGCAG